This is a messenger RNA of Gadus macrocephalus (Pacific cod), 4643 nucleotides long. RefSeq names its product phosphodiesterase 10A (gene pde10a). The transcript is spliced from 22 exons. Lineage: Eukaryota; Metazoa; Chordata; Actinopteri; Gadiformes; Gadidae. The record is from RefSeq and is a predicted model, not a curated record. Gene Ontology annotation, biological process: signal transduction; negative regulation of receptor guanylyl cyclase signaling pathway. Bases 1402 to 3807 code for a protein of 801 amino acids. Gene Ontology annotation, molecular function: 3',5'-cGMP-stimulated cyclic-nucleotide phosphodiesterase activity; protein binding.
AAACAAAGAAGCUAAAAUAAGUCGUUUACUUCCCGCCCUCCCUAAAAGAAACAAUACAAGACCCGAGACUGUUCUGCGUCCUGGACGUCUCUCCCUCCUGUUCUGGUCUUCACCCUGGAAGUCUCCCCGGUCUGGUCUAGACCCUGGACGUCUCCCCGGUCUGGUCUGCACCCCAGACGUCUACCCGGCUUGGUCUGCACCCUGGAUGUCUACCAGGCCUGGUCUGCGCGGGGCGGGUGUGGACCUCGGCUGUCAGCGCCUUACCUCUCUUCCUCCAAACGCGGGAACUACAAUCCACGCAUUUGAAACCAGACUGGCGUCUCCCACGUGAGUAGCGCCAGUCUGUAGUAUCAGUGUACCUACUAUACUGUACUACACUACACUGUACUGUACUCGACUUCAGCCUACUUACCACUCGUUCUUUUUCGCGCCUUCGACGAGUGACGCACGCGCUCCCAAGUUCGGAUGCUACAGAGCCGCCACGUGUAGUCCGCUAGCUUCAGACACAGGGCACGCGCCAAGUGGGGUCCUCCUCGUCUCGUCGCUAGGGUGCUUUUUUUGUUGUUUUGGUUGUUGUAGUUGUUGUUGUUGAUGGAAGAAAGAAAGGGAACAAUGGCACGCGUUGGGCUCCUUUGCCGACACGCGCCCGCCGUUCUGGACGCACCCCGCGGUUGUUCUAACAAAAGAAGCACGGCUCACGUCUCACGGAUGCAGUGAGGAGACCAGUGCCCUGAAGUUGGGGUAGCCUCGGUGCGAUUCGGUCCGAUGGGGUCCGUCCAGAUGUCCGUCGAGCACGCGGGACUCCUCGGUGUGGUGGCUGUGCGUCAUCUUUGACUUUGACUGACACUAGACUGACGUGACGUCGCGGAUAAUUAUUCAAAUCAAUGAUCAAUCAAUGCAGAGUUCAACGUGCGAACUCGUCUUACCCACCAAGGGGCAGAGGAGGAAAGGACCGGGCCGAAUGGACUGGGGAUCAACAAGUUUCUACUCGUGCGUAAUUUCCCUCGGAGCGUGCUUCGGUGCGGUCCUCGUCACACGUGAUCCACAAAUCACCCUGCUGCAGAUAUCUUUCAUCUGUCAAGAAGACUAGCCCCCACCCGGUUAUCAUCUCUGAUAACACGCGUUCUCCCGUCACGGUCGGUCUCAUCCAUGGACGAGCGUCCGCUGCCUCCACGGGUCUCCUCCAACGCGGAGGACGCACGGAAACUCUGCGCUCCUAUAGAAACAUCGGAGGGGGGAAAGGACACAAAGCCAAGGGAUCUGAAUGAAUGGGACUGAGCAUUAUUUAUUUCCUCGCCUCCCCCUGCCAGUUGUAUGUGUCCUUUACCCCGCCGGCUGACCGGGUCCCGCUUUGUCUAGAUCGGUCGAUCGGUGCAAACGGUUCAAAACACGGCGCGACAAAUGUCGAAGAAACGGAAAAGUCCUGAGGAUGGCGACGUUGAGGAAUUCGCGCCCGCUGGAUGCAGUCAUCAAGGUUUGACGGAUGAGAAAGUGAAGGCGUACCUCUCAGUCCACCCGCAGAUCCUGGAGGACUUUGUAUCGGAGAGCGUGAGCGCAGAGACGUUGGACAGAUGGCUGAGGAGGAAGACCAGCGGCAGGCCUGCAGAUGACGCAUCAGCUAAAGAUGUCAGCAGGUACCAGGACACUGACAUGCAGGGAGUCGUGCACGAGCUCAACAGCUACAUGGAACAGCGGCUGGACACUGGAGGAGACAAUAAGCUGCUGCUUUAUGAGUUGUGCAACAUUAUCAAGACAGCAACAAAAGCUGACGGAUUUGCACUUUACUUCUUGGGAGAAUGCAACAACAGUCUGUGUUUGUUCACUCCAACAGGGGCCAAGGACGGGCCCCCGUGCCUCAUCCCAUCCGGUCCUAUCGCUUUCGGGACCACGAUCGCCGCUCACGUUGCCAAGACUCGCAAAACACUGCUGGUUGAGGACCUGAAAGGGGAUGAACGCUUCCCGGACGGCACAGGGCAUGACUCAGGGAUCCAUGUUCACUCAGUCCUGUGCCUCCCAAUCCUAACUGCCAUCGGGGACCUCAUCGCCAUCCUGGAACUCCACCGGCAGUGGGGCAAGGACCCCUUCAACCUCAGCCACCAGGAGGUUGCUACAGCUAACCUAGCAUGGGCGUCCGUAGCCAUCCACCAAGUACAGGUGUGCAGAGGACUCGCCAAACAGACUGAGCUCAAUGAUUUCCUACUAGAUGUGUCAAAAACCUACUUUGACAACAUUGUCGCAAUAGAUUCUCUACUUGAACAUAUUAUGAUAUAUGCAAAAAACUUGGUGAAUGCGGACAGAUGUGCACUCUUCCAGGUAGACCACAAUAACAAAGAACUCUACUCCGACCUCUUCGACAUCGGGGAAGAGAACGAGGGAAAGCCCGUCUUUAGGAAAACCAAAGAAAUCAGGUUUUCUAUAGAGAAGGGGAUUGCCGGCCAGGUGGCCCGCACCGGGGAGGUUCUGAACAUUCCAGACGCCUAUGCAGACCCGCGGUUCAACCGCGAAGUGGACCUGAAGACGGGCUACACCACCCGGAACAUCCUGUGCAUGCCCAUCGUGAGUCGGGGCACCGUCAUCGGCGUGGUGCAGAUGGUCAACAAGCGCAGUGGAAGUGCCUUCACCAAAACGGACGAGAACAACUUCAAGAUGUUUGCCGUCUUCUGCGCGCUGGCCUUACACUGUGCAAACAUGUACCACCGGAUUCGGCAUUCAGAGUGCAUCUACAGAGUUACCAUGGAGAAGCUCUCGUACCACAGCAUCUGCACCUCGGAGGAGUGGAAGACCCUGACCCAGCUCAACCUCCCCACGCCCAUAUACAAGGAGAUAGAACUGUUCCACUUUGACAUCAGUCCCUUUGAGGAGAUCUGGCCGGCCGUCUUCGUCUACAUGGUGCACAGCUCCUGUGGGAAAACCAGCUUCGAGCUGGAGAAGCUCUGCCGCUUCACCAUGUCCGUGCGGAAGAACUACCGGCGGGUCCCGUACCACAACUGGAAGCACGCCGUCACCGUGGCCCACUGCAUGUACGCCAUCCUGCAGAAGACCACCGGCAUCUUCACCGAACUAGAGAAGAAGGGGCUGCUGAUCGCCUGCCUGUGCCACGACCUGGACCACCGCGGCUACAGCAACACGUACCUGCAGAAGUUCGACCACCCGCUGGCGGCGCUGUACUCCACCUCCACUAUGGAGCAGCACCACUUCUCCCAGACCGUCUCCAUCCUGCAGCUGGAAGGGCACAAUAUUUUCUCCAACCUGACUUCCAGCGAGUACGAGCAGGUGCUCGAGAUCAUCCGCAAGGCCAUCAUCGCCACCGACCUGGCGCUCUACUUCGGCAACCGCCAGCAGCUGGCCGAGAUGCUGACCCUACGCGGCCUGGACCUCAACAACCACACCCACAGGGACCGUGUGAUUGGUCUGAUGAUGACAGCAUGUGACUUGUGCUCCGUCACCAAGCUGUGGCCAAUCACGCGACUCACGGCCAACGACAUCUACGCUGAGUUCUGGGCCGAGGGAGACGAGAUGAAGAAGAUCGGCCUGCAGCCCAUUCCCAUGAUGGACCGAGAUAAGAAGGACGAGAUCCCACAGGGCCAGGUGGGAUUCUAUAACGCCGUGGCUGUGCCGUGUUACACAACGCUGUCCGAGCUCUUCCCGCCAUCCGGACCGCUCCUCAGGGCCUGCAAGGAGAACCUCACCCAGUGGGAGAUGAUCGCCCGGGGGGAGGUGGAGGACGUGCCGCGGAGGCCCUUGGAGCGCGAGGACGUCGUCGAGGCCCCCCCCCGGGGCUCCAGCCCGGUCAAGGUGGACAACUGACCCGUGGGGGGGGGGUCCCCCCAGCAGGAGCACCCCAAUUCGGCCAGGGCCCCCGGCCUCUGGGGUCCCCAGAGCCAGGAGCCGGAGGAGGAGGAGGAGGAGGAGGAGGAGGAGCCUGGCUCGCCCCCGGCAGGAAAAGGAACGGCCAAUGGGUUCCAAAAUAAAAGGCUGAUUUAUUUUGAAAGAAAACACAAGUGACCUCAUCGGGUGACAGCGCGGCCCGGUCCUCCGCUCCCUGAGACGGACGGACAGACAGACUGCCGAGACGGAGGACCUUUGGUCCCGUCGCCCUGCGUCCACUCAGCUUGGGAUUCAUUUGUUCGAUUGGACCUGCCUGUGUGCGUGUGUGUGUGUGUGUGCGCGUGUGCGUGCGCGUGUGUGUGGGCCGGUUGGAUUGAUUGGGUCGGUCAGAUAGUCUAUUUUCCUUUCUUUUUUCUUUUAUUCUUUUUUUUGUACAUCGGCUGGUUUCUUUUGCGGACUUGUUUUGUGCAGAUGCCUUACCGUCUGAACCUUGCAACCACGGGCUUGGAGAUGUGAAACCAUGACUGUUGCUGUCGUUCGUUCAGGCUUUUAUUUUGUUAGAAAAAAAGGCGCCGUGGGCCUUUAUCCUGUAGAACUGUUAUAAGCUCACGACUACAGAGAGGUGUUCGCAGUGACAGAAGGAAUGUUUAGGAGGAGAUGCAUGUGGCGAGAGCCGCCGUCUUUAGGAGCGGCGCCGGCUAACAUGUUUAUUUUUUUCCAUGACUUUUGAAGCAAAAAUAUGAUGCAGUACUUGAAAAAAAAAACACAAAAAAAAAAACACGAAGAAGACAUUCAGCCUUUAAGGAGCGGAGAAA